Molecule: messenger RNA, 1522 nt
Organism: Schistosoma guineensis
Lineage: Eukaryota; Metazoa; Platyhelminthes; Trematoda; Strigeidida; Schistosomatidae
Source: the annotation of a GenBank genome assembly
GUACGUUGUCAAUGGUGUGCAGGUUCUCUGCUUUAAAAUGUCCAUUGUAAUAACGGUUUUCAUUUGUAAUAAUGAUUUCUAUUCACUGCAGUUAGAUGACAUUGUUAUCGAACUAUAGCCUUCCCAAUCUUCCGAGUUUGGGGAAAUCCAGGGAUUUUCCUCAAAGUCGUGUGAAAGUUCGUAUAUUUCCUAAAAUCUGGGAAAUCUUGGGUUUUUUAAUGCAGUUCACCAAAACUUUCUGUCUUGACUUCCCUGAAACUGACAGAAUUUUACAUAGGGUCGGUAGAUUGAGUCAAUUUAUCAACACUUGCAGUAUUGGAAACAUCGUCAGCAGUUACAUGGAAUAAAAUAGUACGUUAAACAUAUGGCUUUCAAAUGGUUCAAAUGGUUGUGGACGGAAUAGAAGAAGCUUUCGCUUAACAGGCUUCCGUGUCUAGUAGCAGGGGAUCACCAAGUCCUCCAGGCAGGAACCUAGUAUUAUCAGUCCUCUCAUGGCUCGGAACCUUCAAGGUCUUCUUCGCCUUGCCGUUGAACAUUCUGAAAAUGCCGCCACAAAACCCAUGGACCCAAAGGAUGCCGAAUGGUUGGAUAAAGCACUAAGUGCAUCAACUGUCGACUUGAGUAAACAGCUGACUAACGAUGUCCAAACGUUAUCAUCCCAUUUGUCAUCGUCGGAGCCCGAUUUAAAUGAAACGAAGAAUGUCAUUGAAGAUUUGUUAACACUGACUGAAGAUUUGGACUUGUCGAACGACUUUUUGAUUGUUGGAGGUCAAGAUGUACUACUCAAACUAUUAUUUUGCGGCCCACCUUCCUUAAGAAUAGAUGGAUUGAAACUAUUAGCAAAUAUCACUCAAAACAAUCCUCGAGCUCAAAGUUUGUACACUGAAAACGGCGUCCUGGCUCGACUAAUUAUGCUAUUUGAAGAAGAGACAGAUCUAGAAUUUCUGAGACAUCUGUUACUAGCCAUAUCCUGUACCAUACGAGGUUAUGUGCCAGGAAUUAAUGUAUUUGUGGAAUCAAAGGGUGUUGAUCUUGUCCUCAGUGUACUUAUCAGAGAAGUGAAAAUAGGAAAAUCAGAUAAAGCAUAUCGCUUAGUUUCCAAAGGUGCGUUCCUAGUCUACUGUGUUCUGCAGGAACUUGCUCCAAAACAUAUACCAUCUGAAUCUUCGUCCAUCGUACACAAAGUGAUAGAUCUAUUAUAUCUCCUAGACGAUCCACAGGAGCACCUACUGGCUGCUUUAUCAUUUCUCCUCCGUCCAUUAGGUAGUCAGUCAAGUUAUACUACAAAUAUACAGUCCGAAGAAUCGUACAAAUCAUUUCCUAAUUGGCUACAACGGCACUUAGACGAGCUUCGCAAAAUGAAUGACCCAGCUGAUGAAGAACGUCGCGACUAUAUAGAUUGUUUGCUAAAGGUUUUAUCUUGAACAAAACUUGUUUCUACAUCGUUAGGAUUUCUAACAAUGUAACUGUGGCAGGAUUAUAAAUUUCUUUGUCAAAUACUUACAACCUUUAUUGAUGGUAC